UGUUCUACCUGAACACACUUGUCUUGUUAUGUUAAGCCAUCAAUUCACACAGGGCAUAUACCUGGUGUUCAAAGGUGAGAGAAAGGGAGGAGGACAGGUAGAAGGAAAGGCAGAAAGAUAGAAUGAAAAUUAAAGUGUGAAAGAGAGACGGAUUUCUGCUCUGAAAAAAAGCAAAACAAAAAAGCCAAACACAGUGGAACCGUAACUCGAUCUGUCUUGACAAUGGACCUGCAGUCCUCUCUCCUGGAGCAGGACCUCUCGUGUCCGGUAUGCCGGGACAUCUUCCAGGACCCCGUGUUCCUGCUGUGCUCGCACAGCUUUUGCCGCGGCUGCCUGCAGCUCUCCUGGAAAGAGAAGGACGCCCAGGAGUGCCCUGUCUGCAGGGAGAGAGUCUCCAUGAAGCAGCUGCCCUCCAAUCGGGUGCUGAGGACACUGUGCGAGGACUUCCUGCAGGAGCGGAGCCAGCGGCUGACCGCGACGGAUGCCGAGGUGCUGUGUCGCCUCCACGGUGAGAGACUGAAGCUCUUUUGUCUGGAGGACAAGGAGCUGGCAUGCUUGGUGUGCCGCGACUCAAAGAAACACACAGACCACAAGUUCUGUCCCAUAGAUGAAGCAGCACAGGAUCUCAAGGAAGAACUCAACACACGGAUGACGCCACUGAGAGAAAAUCUUACCACUUAUAAAGGAAUUCAGCAAACGCUGAAUCAAAGAAUCAUGCACUUGAAGGGCCAGGCCCGACACACGGAGCUGCAGAUCAAAGGACAGUUCCAGGCGCUCUACCAGUUCCUCCACGACGAGGAGAUGGCCCGGAUCGCAGCACUUCGGGAGGAAGAGGAGCAGAAAAGUUAUAUGAUGAUGAAGAAGAUACAGGAGCUCUCAUAUCUCUCCGAAUCCAUCCAUGCCAUGGAGAUGGAGAUGAACAUGGCCGAUGUUCCAUUUCUGCAGAACUACAAUUCCACCAUACAAAGAGCCCAGAGCACACUGCAGGAUCCUGGAGAGGUUUCAGCGAAGCUUAUGAAUGUGGCGAGUCACCUGAGCAACCUGAAGUUCAGCGUCUGGGAGAAGAUGCAAGGGAUCAUUGAGUACACUCCUGUGACACUGGACCCAAACACAGCGCACCCGUGCCUUGCACUGUCCGAUGACUUGACCAGUCUACAACUCUGCACUGAGAUUCAGCAGCUUCCUGACAAUCCCGAGAGGUUCGACGGCUACACCAGCGUCCUGGCCUCCGAGGGCUUCUCCUCUGGGACGCACAGCUGGGAGGUUGAGGUUGGAGACUGCCCGACCUGGGCUCUGGGGGUGGUCUCAGAGUCCGAGUACAAAAACAGGGAACAGCAUUUGAAGUUUGGUCUCUGGUAUAUCGGUUGUGCUCACGGUAGGUACGGCAAAGGUUACUCCACAGAGCUCCUCACUCCACUCACGGUCAGUCAGAAACCUCAGAGGAUCAGAGUUCAUUUAGAAUGGGACGGAGGAAAGGUGAGCUUCUCUGACGCGGAUACUGGUGAAGUCCUCCACUCGUUCAUUCACACUUUCACAGAGAUGGUGUACCCAUACUUUUGCAAUGUGUGUUCUGUUCAGCCACUGAAGAUCUUAACCCUGAAGCCUUCUGUCAAUCUGUAACAAGAACUGGUCUCUCCAUUUCACACUUCACAGGGUGCAGUUUUCACCUGCAGUAUAUCACAGUUAUUUCUGCCAGUGAGGGACAAUGUGAUUUAUUUCACCAAAAAUAUUGCUGAUCUGACCUAGUGUUAUAAUGCAUUUAGACAAGCUAGAGUUCAUUUUGUGACUUCUGAAAGCAAAGUUCACAUUUGUUUCGACUUGUUUUGUUUCGGUGAAGGGUUGUUGCUCAACAAGCAAAUGACAUCCUUGCAUUUGGUGUUCCUGGAGCGCGUUGUUUACAGCUCAGUCUGAUACACUGUUCAUUGCCCAGUCACAAAGCCAGCACUGUGAGUGAACACUGGAUCUUUUAGAGCACCAACACUGAAAGUACAGAGAACUGUGAGGAGCUAUCCACAGAAUUUGUCAGAAAAGUGCAUGGAAUUAGAAUGACUAACUCUCCCUUUAAAUGGGGCUCUAGAAUGACUAACUCUCCCUUUAAAUGGGGCUCAUACACUGCGGUUGGAAACAGAAGGGACACUUCCAGAUAAACAAAAAAAAAACGCUUCUUCGCAGGAAAUCAUUCCUCUCUUAUUCUUCUUUCUCUAUGUGGUGAAUAAGGUUGUCACACUUGUUGUGCUGCAUUGCCUAAGCUAAGCCAAUAAGAGGAGAGUUUGGUCUGAAUGAAUCCAGGUCACUGCACAUGAGAGGGAAGCUGAGCCUAAUCCUUUUCUAAAGAAGUGGAACUUACAAGAGGUAAAACUGUGCAGAUUGUAGAUAAAAAAUGUUGUGCUAUGCAAACUACUGUGACUAAAUACUGUGACUCAACACCGCUGCUGGAUAAGCAGUGGUAAACUGCUCAUGUGUUACACGUGUUACAUUUGUGCAUUUAAAUAGAAGCUGUGUUGAUUACUAUACCACAAAUAAACAAUAAUAAACCACAAACACAAUGCACUGUGUUGGCAGGUCAUGGAAGGUCUAUGUUAGCCUAGGCCUACAUUAUUGGUGGGCAUUUCCGGGACUCUUUGGCUGUUUAGCUUGACAUAAUUUGGUUUGCCUUGACCAGUUGGAAUACUUUUUCCUAUGUUUGACUUGUUUACUCUUUAUCUUUCAAGGUUUUCAUGUUUUUUUUUGUUUUAGUUUUUUUUUUUUUUUGCUUGUGUCUUCUGCCACCUAGUGGUUGAAGUGAAACCAUAUAGGUGCAUUUUUAAAAAAUUAUCAUUCAUCAAGAUUCAUUGCGCAUGAAGUGAAAUAUUUCAAGCCUUCUCUUUGUUUUACUAUUGAUUAUUCCGAUCUUGAUGACGACUGUUUACAGCUCACGGAAAUGAAAAAUCCAGAGUCUAAAAAUAUUACAAUAGAAAAUUCAUGGUACAGAUAUUUUCGAAAAUACCGGCAAUGGUUCCUGAGCUGAGUUCCUUUCUCAGUCUGUGCAGGGCAACGGACUUUUCCAGGAUAUUCAGGUUUUUUUUUAAUGCACCUGUAUAAUGUGUACAUCUGUGAGCCCUCAAGGGCAACUGUGCCUUUAGAUCCUUCAGUGAGCUUACUGUGGCAAAAGCACCGAGACAGAUAUGUCUUAAUAGACUUAUUUGACAGGGACCAUGUACGGUACAUUUCCUGUGUCAGUGUUAGCUAUGCAGGUCAUUUGCAUCUGUGGUCAACUGCUGGGCCAAGUCUAUUAGAAGGUCCUAAACUGACCUGAUCUGAGUGGUGUUACUGAGCAAAAUGUAUCUUACCCAAACAGUGGCAUGGGUCAGGGCAGUACAUUUACUCUACUGUAUAUUACUCCUUUCAGGCCAUACUUUCGUAAUGAAUUAACCUGGGCAUGCUUGAUACGUAUACGUUACACUACAUGUCUUACCCAAAUGUAUGUGACAUGCCAUUAGAAAACACCUGUCUACACCUGUAAGAGUGUACUUCUCAAAUGUAUGGGAUAUACUCCACACAUGUGGGUAGAUUUGGCCUCUCCGAAUAAACAGAC
This is a messenger RNA of Sardina pilchardus (European sardine), 3574 nucleotides long. Its product is annotated as zinc-binding protein A33-like. Gene Ontology annotation, biological process: protein ubiquitination. NCBI's taxonomy places the organism in Eukaryota, Metazoa, Chordata, Actinopteri, Clupeiformes, Clupeidae. The transcript is spliced from 6 exons. Gene Ontology annotation, molecular function: ubiquitin protein ligase activity; zinc ion binding; protein binding. The record is from RefSeq and is a predicted model, not a curated record. Gene Ontology annotation, cellular component: cytoplasm. Bases 223 to 1620 code for a protein of 465 amino acids.